This is a messenger RNA of Geosmithia morbida, 1491 nucleotides long. RefSeq lists its product as uncharacterized. The transcript is spliced from 4 exons. Lineage: Eukaryota; Fungi; Ascomycota; Sordariomycetes; Hypocreales; Bionectriaceae. The record is from RefSeq and is a predicted model, not a curated record. The coding region runs from base 1 to 1491 and encodes 496 amino acids.
AUGCUCGUAAUCCUGUUACCGUUGGACUUUGCCAACUUGGCAAGCAAUGGACUUGUGGUGCCCGGUACCAUAGAAGGGACAGUCAGGCUGCAUAAACGGCGGCUGAACUCGUGGAGUGACGAGGAGAAUCAGCACCUCUCUCUCGACAGCACCUCGUCUGAUGCAUCCGACGACGGCAUCUUCUCUACCAUCCCGGAGGAGCUCAUCUCCCCCGCCGCCCUCGUAUUUGUUGGCUUCACCCACCAGAAGGCGGAGGAGUUGUGGGCAAUCUGGCCCGACUGGCCUACAGACGUAACUCUGAAGCCAGCCCGCGAUAUCGAUCCUACCAAAGACUUUGGCUUGCUGGUGGCCGCAUUCAUGGACCUGAUGGACUGCAGACUUGACGUCAGGCCAGAAGACGAGCCGGAAACCCUUGAUGAGUGGGAGGCGACGCUGCAGAGACUGGGGCUCUCUGACGAGGCUCGGGAAGCGAUUCUCGACCCCCAUUUCGAAUACCUCCGUCAAUCCGAGUCAUGCAAGUUCUGGGCCAAGGACACUGCUCGGAUGCGUUUCGCCGCGCUAUCAGACAUCAAGAGAGCAUCGAUGGAAAGGGAGAAGGUUCUGCGUCGUGAAUCCUCCAGAUCCGGCCCUAGUGGUAGCUCCAGCGCGAGCCGCGGCCAACCCGCAUCGUCGACUGUAUUGAUCAGGCCCGUGCCUCGGGAUCUUCUGGAUCACACAGGGGCCAUCGCCAGGCUCAGCCCAGUCGGCAGCUUUCCCCCGACAGACUUCACUGGGACCAGGCGUUUCUUUUACUUUGCAACCGACUACAGCACUGCCGAGUACUACGCAUCGUUUGCUAAACGGAGACCAGAGGGCGGUGCAGUCGUAAUCCUCCACGUGACCAUCCCGAACUGCGAAAUCAAGAGACUUGGAGAUUCGGAGAAGCUUCGUGUGACCUGGCCUAGCGAUGAGUGGAAACAGCUCAUCUGGGGGAGCCGCAGAGGAGGAAAGCCGAGAAGUCAGCUUACAAAGUACCAGGAUGCGACUUUGAUUAUAGGCACAAUGUCCAGAAAGCCUAAAUUCAGGUACGAGGAACUGGGGAGCUGGGAAGAAAUCACCGAGGAAUACGUCUUCAUGUCCGGUAGGGUCCGCGACGACAGGACGAGAACUCCCCUCACCCAAUACGCCUUUUCAAGCGAUGCUGGCGAAUAUUUCCUCGAGGAACAUGCGGAGAUCACCAUGGAGCCGUUUACUGGCCCUCGACUCGGCGCUUGGCUACGUCAUCUGGCGGCGCAGACGGGUGAGCUCGGAUUCGUCGCAAGGGAGAGCGCGUGCCCGGCGCCGGGCAGCCUCGGUUCCGAUGACGUCCUGUUCAACAGCUUCAUCGACAAGAAGCUGCCACAAGGGUGCAAUCUCGUCGUCAAAGUCGGGACCAGCAUCGUCGGGCGGAUCCCCUCGAAAGAAAUGGACUCAAGCGACCCCGCCGCUUUGAAGCCCCCUAUCAGUCUGUGA